AUGGUACAGCCCGGCCCGGUAAAGAGGCCGGGCGGCGCUGGCCACCAAGGAAGAGGUAUGGGGCUACGCGCUGGUGGAGCGCUCCGGAGGGCGGGUGCGGGGCCCGGGGCGCCCGAGGGACAGGGACCCGGUGGAUCCCAGGGCGGCAGCAUCCACUCGGGCUGCAUCGCCACGGUGCACAACGUGCCAAUUGCCGUGCUCAUCCGGCCGCUGCCGUCCGUGCUGGACCCGGCCAAAGUGCAGAGCCUGGUAGACACAAUCCUGGAGGACCCUGACAGUGUGCCCCCCAUCGACGUCCUCUGGAUCAAAGGGGCCCAGGGUGGUGACUACUACUACUCCUUUGGGGGCUGCCACCGCUAUGCAGCCUACCAGCAGCUACAGAGAGAGACCAUUCCUGCCAAGCUCGUGAGGUCCACGCUUUCAGACCUGAGGAUGUACCUGGGAGCAUCCACACCAGACUUGCAGUAGCAGCCUCCUGAUAACGUCUACCCCCUCCACGUCAGCAUCACUUCCCGGAGCUCAGAAGAUACAUGCAGCCCCCAGCGGGCAGAAGCUGUAGAAGGGAUAUGUUCUCUUUAUACUUAAGGAGGGAGGUCUGCCUCUUGGUGCCUCUGCACUAGCCCCUAGGGACUAUGAAAAGAUAUCAUGGCCUUGACCCUGAAGAAGUACCAAGAGGAGGAAGUGAGAACGGAGACGGACGUGGAGACAAGGACUCUCAUUUUAAUCUUUAUAUCACUACAUGAACUAUGUACUAGGAAGUAAAGGAAAACCUAGGUCACCAUGGCUUAAGUGACAGAUGCUUGUUAUCCCCAUAGCCUGAAACCUGGAACAGGUGACUAACAUAGUACUGUAUCUAAGGCAGUAUUGUGUCAACAGCUCAGUGAAGGCAGGGCUUCCUCUGGGUAAUUCUUUGUCCUUGUCCUCAUUCGUAGUCACAAGACAAUUGCUAUGUUUCUAGGAAUCAUGUCUCUGCUCGAGGAAGAAACUCACGGGACCAACUUCUGUCAGAAAGGAAAACCUUGUUCAAAGUUUCAGGAACCUGUUCUUUGCAUAUUUGCACAUAGCCACCGUGGUCUGAGCCAGCCACCAUUGCCACCCCAGCUGCAGAGAAAGCCGACAUUAGGAAACGCUGUCACAGCUGAGCGUGAGCCUGGCUUAUCCCCUGGAACUGGCACUACGUCCAAACUCAUCAGCUAAACAAGUGUUCGUUUACCCAUGUUUCUAUAGGUUAGCUAAGCUCCUUUGAGCAGGUCUACUGGGGUGUCUCAUGAGCCCACAGUCGAUCGGGUCUGGUUGGGCUGGGGUCACCUUAACCGUUGUGGCAAGUGUUGUCUGCGUUAGCUUGGUUAUUCUUGUUGCCUCUCUUUCACAGGUCAGCUCAGGCUUAUUCUCAAGAUGACCUCAGGGUUCCAAGAGAGAGUGCAGUAGUGACUAAGCAGGACCUGGAGCUUACCUGCUCACCUGUUAAUAGCACCGACAUGAUGAGUCACAACACUGUAAUCCCUGUUCCAGGUGACCUGAGAUCCUCUUCCAGCCUCUGUGGACACAGAUACAAGCAACACACCCAAUUGCAUUUUUUUUUUUUUUUUAGACACAGGGUUUUUCUGUGUAGCUCUAGCUGUCCUGGAACUCACUUUGCAGUACCAGGCUGGCCUUGAACUCACAGAGACCUGCCUCUACUGCCUCCCAAGUGCUGGGAUUAAAGGUGUGCCCUACUAUCACCCAGGUACAUUUUUUUUAAAGGUGACAAGGUUUCUUCAGCCCCAGUGCCAGGAAUGUGUCUCUGCUGGUCAGUUUAUUCCCUAGAUUUAAGGGGUGCAAACGAACCCAGCUCUCAGUGGGAGGAACUAUAAAGAACGUGGGGCUAUCGUUCAUCACAGAUGAAUUGUGGUGGGCAAAAGAGAGAAUUCCUCACUCCCACACUUAAGCACUCCUUUUUAUAAAUUUAUCACAGAAGCACACAAAGGGCCUUGCCAAGUCAGCCCUGAAGUAACUGUUCUCAAAAUCUAGAAGUCAUGGUCUGGUGUCUUCAAGAGCUGGGUGCCCCACCCCUAAGGGUGACUCACAAGCAGAAUGAGGCGGGUAAUAGGGCAUUCAGAGGGCCUUCUGCAAACCAAGAGUCCAGGAGGCAACAGAAGCAGCAGUGUGAGGUGGCACUUGCUAUGCCAUGCAGAGAUCUUAGUCACUGGUCAUUUUCAAGCCUCUGUUUUCCCAGCUCACUGGUGAGGACACCAGCUUUCCCACCCACCCAGUGUCCCAAAACAUGAGAUUGAAAGAAUAAAAUGGAUCGUGGUGCUGAUUGAUUCUUAGGACCAAAAAGAGACUAGGGAUAGAGCACUUUAGCAGGCCAGCCUGGACUCAUCUGGUCUGGGUUUUAGUUACCUUCCAGUUUGGGUAAUCUCAUCUCUGGACUGGGCUGGAUGAAGAAUGGAUGGGAACUCUUCAGCCUCUGCAACUUUUCUGUAAAUCUAAAGUCAUUCCAAAAUAAAAGUUUAUUUAAUUAAAACACAGAU
Molecule: messenger RNA, 2513 nt
Organism: Arvicanthis niloticus (Nile rat)
Lineage: Eukaryota; Metazoa; Chordata; Mammalia; Rodentia; Muridae
Gene: Srxn1
Product: sulfiredoxin 1
Biological process (GO): cellular response to oxidative stress
Cellular component (GO): cytoplasm
Molecular function (GO): sulfiredoxin activity
Source: RefSeq, a predicted model, not a curated record